CGCACAGAGGUAACGGGACGCACAGCUGGACGGGACGCGGCUCAGCAAACAUGGUGAUAUCGCGGUUAACAGCGCUGCUGGCUGCGUGGGCAUGUGUCCUCGGCCAGCAGGAGCAAGGCCAGGUGGAGGUGGGUCUGCCGGAGUAUGGCGACAUGUGCACGGAGGGCAGCUGCUACCCUGCCACCGGAGACCUCCUCAUCGGCAGAGCCCACCAACUCCACAGCACCUCCACCUGCGGAAUACACCGACCAGAACCCUUCUGUAUUGUCAGCCAUCUACAGGAGGAGAAGAAGUGUUUUGUGUGCGACUCUGCCAACGCUUACGACGAGCACACCGACCACACGAGCAACCACCGCAUCGAGAACGUCGUCACCACGUUUGCCCCCAACCGCCUCAAGACCUGGUGGCAGUCAGAGAACGGUCUUGAGAAUGUGACCAUCCAGUUGAACUUGGAGGCGGAGUUCCACUUCACCCACCUCAUCAUGACCUUCAAGACCUUCCGGCCCGCUGCCAUGAUAAUUGAGCGGUCAGCCGACUUUGGGAAAACCUGGCAGGUUUACCGUUACUUCGCCUACGACUGCGAGUCCUCGUUCCGGACCAUAUCCCUGGGUCCCAUGAAGAAGGUGGAUGACAUCAUCUGCGACUCGCGUUACUCCGACAUCGAGCCAUCCACAGAGGGAGAGGUGAUUUUCAGAGUUUUGGAUCCUGCUUUCCACAUCGAUGACCCCUACAGCCCCAGAAUUCAAAACAUGUUGAAAAUCACCAACCUGCGGGUGAAGUUCACCAAGCUCCACACACUGGGUGACAACCUGCUGGACUCCCGCAUGGAGAUCAAGGAGAAGUACUACUACGCCAUCUAUGACAUGGUGGUCCGAGGAAACUGCUUCUGCUACGGCCAUGCCUCGGAGUGCGCCCCCAUAGAGGGCGCUGUUGCCGACGUCGUGGAGGGAAUGGUCCACGGUCACUGUAUGUGCAACCACAACACCAUGGGUCUGAACUGCGAGAAAUGUCAGGACUUCUACCAUGACCUGCCCUGGAGGCCCGCCGAGGGCCGCAACACCAAUGCCUGCAAAAAAUGCAACUGUAACCUCCACGCGGAUGCCUGCCACUUCGACAUGGCGAUGUACAUAUCCAGCGGUAACGUCAGCGGCGGUGUGUGCGACGACUGCCGGCACAACACCAUGGGUCAAAACUGCGAGCAGUGCAAGCCUUUCUUUUACCAGCACUCUGAGAGAGACAUCAGAGACCCCCACAUCUGCGAACCGUGUAACUGUGAUCCCCUGGGCUCUCUGAAUGGGGGGAUGUGUGACAGGAUGACAGACGUCCGUAAUGGACUGAUCUCUGGUCAGUGCCGCUGCAAACCCAACGUGGAGGGCGAGCGCUGUGACCAGUGCAAACCGGCCCACUACGGCCUCAGUGACCACCCACUGGGCUGUGAGGCUUGCACCUGCAACCAGCUGGGCACCGUCCCUGGGGGACACCCCUGCGACACCGACUCUGGGGACUGCUACUGCAAACGCCUGGUGACGGGCCGAGACUGUGACCAGUGUGUGCCUCAGCACUGGGGGCUCAGUAACGACAUGGAUGGCUGCAGACCCUGCGACUGUGACCUGGGAGGGGCCGUAAACAACGAUUGCUCCCAGCAGACCGGCCAGUGCGUGUGCAGGGAUCACAUGUUUGGCCGACGCUGCGACCAGGUGGAGUCUGGCUUUUACUUCAUCGCUCUGGACCACUACACCUACGAGGCAGAGGACGCCACGUUUGGACCGGGGGUGACCGUGGUGCCUCGGCCACACCCUGUAGACCGCAGCCCCACCUGGACGGGGAUCGGCCUCGUCAACGUCCCCGAGGGCGCCUUCCUGGAGUUCUCCGUGGACAACAUCCCCCACUCCAUGGAGUAUGACCUCAUCAUACGCUACGAGCCCCAGCUUCCAGACCAGUGGGAGGAGGUGCUGAUGACGUUGAUGCGGCCGGGGCCCAUCACGGCAGACAGCCGCUGUGCCAACACCAUGCCUGAUGAUGACAACCAGAUGAUCUCCCUCCACCCAGGCUCCCGCUACGUGGUCCUUCCCAGGCCAGUGUGUUUUGAAACUGGUCUGAACUACACCAUCCGUCUCAGCCUCCCCCUGUACUCUGCUCUCAGUGACGUCCAGUCUCCCUACACACUCAUAGACUCGAUUGUCCUGAUGCCCCACUGUAAGAACCUGGAGAUCUUCACGGGCUCGGAGGGCGGCGAUGCCAUCACCAACAGUGCCUGGGAAACCUUCCAGCGCUACCGGUGUCUGGAGAACAGCCAGAGUGUGGUGAAGACCCCCAUGACCGACAUCUGCCGCAACUACAUCUUCAGUGUCUCUGCACUGCUGCACCAGGGUGCCAAAGUAUGCCAGUGUGACCCCCAGGGUUCCCUCAGCACCGUGUGUGACCCCAAUGGUGGGCAGUGCCAGUGCCGUCCCUAUGUGGUGGGCAGGAACUGUGACAGAUGUGCCCCAGCCACCUUCAACUUUGGACCCAAUGGCUGCAGAUCCUGUGAGUGUGACCCCCAGGGUUCAGAAAACCCCUUCUGCCACGAGGUCACCGGUCAGUGUUCGUGCGUUCCCAGGGCAUACGGGCGUCAGUGUGACCGCUGCCUGCCGGGACACUGGGGUUUCCCCAACUGUCGGCGCUGCACCUGCAAUGGCCACAUCGAGGAGUGUGACCCUCACACAGGACAGUGCCUGGGCUGCCGCGAGCACACCACAGGACACAACUGUGAAAGGUGUCUGGAUGGUUACUAUGGUGACCCUGUGCUGGGUUCUGGGGACCACUGUCGUCCGUGCAUGUGCCCCGAUGGCCCCGGGAGCGGGCGGCAGUUCGCUGGGAGCUGCUACCGCGGCCUGGACUCCUACCAGGUGUUCUGCGUGUGCAGCCCCGGAUACAGAGGUGCUAGGUGCGAUGAGUGCACCCCGGGCUACUAUGGAAAUCCUAACGAGGUCGGAGGUCAGUGCCAGCCCUGCCAGUGCAACAACAACAUCGACAUGCAGGACCCCGGCUCGUGCGACGCCAACACGGGCGAGUGUCUCAAAUGCCUGUAUCACACCGAGGGCCACGGCUGCCAAGACUGCAAGCUGGGAUAUUAUGGAGACGCUCUCGUGCAGAACUGCAGAAAGUGUGUGUGCAACCACCUGGGCACCAACCAGGACAGCUGCCCGUCGGCGGGCGACUGCCAUUGUGAUCGGCCCAGUGGGCAGUGCCGCUGCCUCCCCAACGUGGUGGGGCAGAACUGUGACCAGUGUGCCCCCGACACCUGGAACAUGGCUAGCCAGAGGGGCUGCGAGCCCUGUGACUGUGACCCCAGCCACUCCUUUGGGCCAUCCUGUAAUGAGAUAAGUGGCCAGUGCUCCUGUAUGCCAGGCUUUGGAGGCAGAACGUGCAGGGAAUGCAGAGAGUUGUUCUGGGGAGACCCUGAAGUCAGAUGUCAUGCUUGUGAUUGUGACCCUCGGGGAGUCGCUGAGCAGCAGUGCAACAAAGCCAAUGGGCACUGUGUGUGUGUGGAGGGUGUGUCCGGCCCACGCUGCGAUGCCUGCGCCAGAGGCUACUCGGGCACCUUCCCCGACUGCCAACGCUGCCACCAGUGCUUCGCCAACUGGGACGUCAUUGUGGGUCAGCUGACCAACCAGACCCACCGGCUGGUCGACAAGGUCAACACCAUCAAGGCCAGCGGGGUGACCGGCCCCUACAAGCAGAUGAUAGACAACGUGGAUAAGAGUGCGGGGGAAAUCCGAGCCAUCCUGGCCCAAAACCCAGCGACCCAGCCUCUGUCCGAGAUUCAAGACUUACUGGAACAGGCGACCAAUCUCAUGUCUGAGCUGAGCCAUAAGCUGAACCAGACUGAGGAGACUGUGGACCAGGUGGCCGCAGAGGAGAACAGCACCUCCACCAAGCUGUUCGCUGUCAGAGAAGACGCGCAGAAGCUGGAACGCACUGUCAAGGAGCUGCUGGACCAAGUGGAGUUCAUCAAGAACUCUGAUAUCAGGGGUGCAACAGACAGCGUAACGAAGUACUACCAGCAGUCUCAGGCCGCGGAGGCCCGAGCCAAUGCUUCCACUGGUGACCCCGGCAGCCCCGUGGAAAACUCUGCCAUCCUACGGCAGACCACCGAGGACAAGAUGAACGAGACCAAGGAAGAGUUCAGCAGGAGACACAAGGAGUACGCGAAGAGACUGGAUGACCUGGCGGGGGAGCUGGAGACUCUGGACCUCUCAGAGCUCAGUGAGAAGACGUGCGGUAGCCCGGCGGGCUCGGAGGCCUGCUCCGAUUCUCCGUGCGGCGGUCUGAGCUGCAUGGACUCCGAGGGGAAGAAAAAGUGUGGAGGAGAGGGCUGCAGCGGUCUGGUCACGCUUUCCCACAAUGCCUUGCAGAAGGCCAAAGACUUUGACCAGGAGAUCAACAAUGCCAUGGAGGAAGUGGAGAAGCUGUCCAAGAUGGUGUCAGAGGCCAAGGUGAAGGCAGACGAGGCCAAGCUGAGCGCCCAGGACGUCCUGCUGAAGACCAACCAGACCAAGCAGCGAGUGGACCACAGCAACGAGGAACUCCGCAGCCUCAUCAAACACAUCAGAGAUUUCCUCACGCAGGAUUCAGCCGACCUGGAGAGUAUUGAAACUGUGGCCAACGAAGUGCUGGCCAUGCAGAUGCCCACCACCCCGGCCCAGCUGCAGAACCUGACGGAUGAGAUCAGGGGGAGGGUGGGAGACCUGGGCCAGGUGGAGUCCAUACUCAACCAAAGUGCAGACGACAUCCAGAGAGCUGAAAGCCUGCUGGAGCAGGCCCGCAGAGCAAAUAAGGAGGCGACAGAUGUGCGAGACACAGCCGAGCUGGUGAAGCAGGCUCUGGAGGAGGCCCAGAAGGCCCAGGCUGCCGCCAGCGAAGCCAUCCAGCAGGCCACCUCGGACAUCACGGUCACCAACAACCUGCUGUCCUCUGUGGAGUCCGAGACGGCCGAUUCUGAAUUCCAGCUGAACAACGCCACCCAGAGGCUGCAGAAGCUGGAGCAGGACGUGACGUUGUUGCAAGAGAAGGUGCAGAACAGCUCGCUGAGCGCCGAGCAGACACAGCGAGAUGCAGAGACCAUCAAGAAGGUGGCCGAGCAAGUCCAGAAGAACCUGGACACGCAGCUGAAGGAUAAGUAUGCCACAGUAGAAGAGCUGAUCUCGCAGAAAGCAGAUGGUGUGGCUGAUGCCAAAAAGAGGGCGGAGGCGCUACAGCAAGAAGCCAAGGAGCUGCUGCUCCAGGCCAGUGACAAGCUACAGCUGUUGAAAGACCUAGAGAAAUCGUAUGAAGACAACCAGAGGACCCUGGAGGAGAAGGCCAACCAGCUGGUGGACUUGGAAAAGGACGUCAAAGAGCUGCUGGAGGAGAUCAGUCAUAAAGUCACCGUCUACAGCACCUGUCUGUUCUAGCGGCGAUCCACUCCCAGCGUAUCUCUCCAACCCAGACCAGCUAAACCAUGCUGCCCCUCCUGGCAUUUGAUAGUCAGGAAGAAAAAAGAUGAUGACUAAAUGCCAAAAAUAAAAAUAAAAACAAACAAGUUGAGGUUGACACUACUCCAAAGAAUACCUCAGGUAAACCAGGUUCAGGGACAGGAGAACAACCCAGAUCAGAGGCUCUUGUAAAAGUCAAGUCUGCCUGGAUAAGCCUAAGCCAGUAAGAGUUUGAUAUGAAGCCUAACCCAGGCCAGGGUUAAUGUGUCUCAGUGUUAAUACAGAGAGGACGAGAACAGUGUGAAUUAUGAGUUUUCAGAGUUGUUUACUCUGGGUUAAGUCAAGAAGUGUGUAUUAUGGAAAAACCCAGAAACAGUCCUUUAAAAUUAGUUUCAUUCCAAAAAAGAACCAUUUUCGUCAUUUGAAAAAUAUGAAGUUGACCCCAACUCCCAACAAAUCAGUAAACAUAAAGCGUGUUGUCUUCAUGUUACACUAUUAAUUACACAAAUCCAUGGUGCAACAUGGAGGGGUCCCUAUGAACUAGAGAAAGGGAGGAUGCUCACCAAAUUUGGACUUGUGCCAAACUUGUCAGAGAGCCGAGUGUUAGCGGAGCCAACCAGUCGGACACGCACGUGUGGUGACCACCCAGCACGGCUCUGCCCCCGCCUCAGAGCUGCCCAAAUCUAAUCAGCAGUGGUCUCAUCAAGUCACUUUUAUUAUCCCUGUCGGCUGAAAGUAUGAAUCUGUUUGAGAAAUACUUACUUGGGAUGUGUUCAAAACUCUCUGGGACGUCUCCGUUACCACACAAGAAUGUAAAUCAUAGCGAUUCAACUGAUUCAAGCUUUUUAAAAAUGAAUGUUUACCACAAGACUGCAAAGAUGUAUACCUCGAAAAUUUGUACUUUUUGUAUUUUUUUUCUACUCCACUUUGUGAGACAUCUUUAUUACAUUGAAAAAUGCUAUGACCAAAAUUUUGACACUAAAUUGAUUUUUAAUAAAACUGCCCAAUGAAAUCCA
Molecule: messenger RNA, 6472 nt
Organism: Lampris incognitus (smalleye Pacific opah)
Lineage: Eukaryota; Metazoa; Chordata; Actinopteri; Lampriformes; Lampridae
Gene: lamb1a
Product: laminin, beta 1a
Exons: 33
Coding region: 51-5435 (1794 amino acids)
Biological process (GO): basement membrane assembly; substrate adhesion-dependent cell spreading; cell migration
Cellular component (GO): laminin trimer
Molecular function (GO): integrin binding; extracellular matrix structural constituent
Source: RefSeq, a predicted model, not a curated record